Thunnus maccoyii (southern bluefin tuna) is the source of this 3417-nucleotide messenger RNA. It is a transcript of the gene mvp, whose product is annotated as major vault protein. The record is from RefSeq and is a predicted model, not a curated record. Bases 523 to 3174 code for a protein of 883 amino acids. NCBI's taxonomy places the organism in Eukaryota, Metazoa, Chordata, Actinopteri, Scombriformes, Scombridae. Gene Ontology annotation, cellular component: cytoplasm; nucleus. The transcript has 17 exons.
AAAUUGUACUUCAGUACAGUACUUGAGUAAAUGUACUUAGUUACUUUCCACCACUGCUUGUAAACAUCGAAAUCUGAAGAAAGGACGCCAGUGAGGGAAACAUGGAAGCAAUUAAGACUUGAGAUGUGAAACCAGUGUUUAUGGUUCAUCGCGUCAAAAACGUUGUUUUUACGUCAUCACUGACGCAUUUUGCGUAAAACAACAACAACAACAACAACAACAACAACAACAAAAAAAAAACAACGACGAAUAACAUGCCUUCUGUCACCACCUGUGGGUUUUUUUUUUGUCACUUAUGGAUCCAUAGUGACUCUGACGCAGCUCUGCAACCUGUAAACCACGUGACCAAUGAUCCCUUUUCCGGGAUCACAACAGAGCAGUGACGCCCCACAAAACCACUGCAGCUGAAUGUACAGUGGUCCUGGCUUUUACACAACUUGAACAUCCACCAGUGUAACCAGCCAGGAUCCGUCCGAGCUGCCUUCUUCCCCGCACACCGCUGCUGAGUAUUUUGUUUAGAUCAUGUCUAAGAAGGGAGGAACCCACAGGGAUACUGAGGGGCUGGUGGACGCGUCCAUCAUCCGGAUCCCGCCUCACCACUACAUCCAUGUGCUGGACCAGAACACCAAUAUCGCCCGCGUGGAGAUCGGACCGCUCACCUACAUCCGCCAGGACAAUGAAAGAGUGCUCUUCUCUCCGGAGCGUAUGAUCAUGGUGCCACCGCGUCACUACUGCGUGGUCGCCAACCCUGUGGCCCGCGAUGACAACGGCCAGGUCCUCUUUGACCAAUCCGGUCAGGCCAAACUCCGCCAUGCCGACCUGGAGAUCCGUCUGACCCAGGAUCCGUUCCCACUGUACCCUGGAGAGCAGAUCCAGCAGGAUGUGACACCACUGCAGAUCGUGUAUCCGGACACGGCGCUGCGUCUGCAGGCGCUGCUGGACUUUGAGGAGGAGGGAGGAGAGAAGAGAGUGGCUGGAGACGAGUGGCUGUUCGAAGGGCCGGGAACCUACAUCCCGAGGAAGGAGGUGGCGGUUCUGGAGACCACCAAAGCCACGGUCAUCAGAGAGAACCAGGCCAUCCGACUGAGAGCUCGCAAGGAAGGAGUGGACCGAGGAGGCGUCCGCCGAGUCACAGGUGAGGAGUGGCUGGUCAGUAAGGUGGGAGCGUACCUUCCAGGUGCCCAUGAGGAGGUCAUCGACAUUGUUAAUGCGUUCAUCCUGACUGACAAGAAAGCGCUCCACGUUCGUGCUCUGCGGCCGUUUAAAGACGCCACCGGGCGGGACCGGCGUACAGGGGAGGAGUGGCUCGUCACCAUGGCGGACCGGGAGGCUCAUAUCCCCUCUGUGGCCGAAGAGGUGGUGGGCGUGGUGGAUGUAACCACUCUGAGCAGCCGACAGUACUGUGUGAUCCUUGACCCGGUCGGACCUGAUGGGAAACCUCAGCUGGGCCAGAAGAGGGUGGUGAAGGGUGAGCGUUCAUUUUUCCUGCAGCCAGGUGAGCAUCUUGAACGCGGCAUCCAGGACGUGUAUGUGCUGUCGGAGGAGGAAGGUCUGGUGCUGAGAGCUGUGGAGGCGUUCAACGACACUGAGGAGCGUGAGGAAGAAGAGGAGGCAGAGGAGGAGGAGGAACUGCAGGAGAGGGCCAAGCGAUCGCGGAGGAACGGCGUCCUCCGUCGCCCCGGAGACCGCUGGAUGCUGCGGGGGCCCAUCGAGUAUGUCCCCCCUGCGACGGUGGAGGUGAUGCUGAGACGUCAGGCCAUCCCACUUGACGAGAACGAGGGAAUCUACGUGCGGGACAUCAAAACUGGAAAGGUGCGUGCAGUGAUCGGUCACACCUACAUGCUGACUCAGGAUGAGGAGCUGUGGCAGAAGGAGCUUCCUGCUAACGUCGAGGCGUUGCUGGCUUCUCCUCGGGACCCGCUGGCUGACCGCUCGGACCGGACCACAACCAGUGAGAACAGGCCGAGGGACAAGACCAAGGUGGUGUGCUAUAGGGUCCCCCACAACGCUGCUGUCCAGGUGUAUGACUACAGAGAGAAGAAAGCCAGGGUGGUGUUUGGACCAGAGAUGGUGAUGUUGGGGCCCGACGAGCAGUUCACUGUGCUGUCGCUGUCUGGGGACAAACCCAAGAGGGCCAACGUCAUCAAGGCCGUCUGCCUCCUGCUGGGGCCCGACUUCUUCACUGACAUCAUCACCAUUGAGACGGCCGAUCACGCUCGACUGCAGCUGCAGCUCUCCUACAACUGGCACUUUGAUGUGAAGUCUCCAGCAGACCCUGCUGUGGCAGCAGCUCUGUUUUCAGUUCCUGACUUUGUGGGAGACGCCUGUAAAGCCAUCGCCUCCCGGGUCAGAGGAGCCGUCGCCUCUGUGCAGUUUGAUGAUUUCCACAAGAACUCCAACCGCAUCAUCUGCUCGGCUGUGUUUGGCUUCGAUGAGAAGCUGGCGGUUCGUCCCAGCCUGCGCUUCAACCAGAACAACCUGAUGAUCAGCAGUGUGGACAUCCAGUCUGUGGAGCCCGUCGAUCAGAGGACACGAGACGCCCUGCAGAAGAGCGUCCAGCUGGCCAUUGAGAUCACCACCAACUCCCAAGAGGCCGCCGCACGGCACGAGGCGGAGCGUCUGGAGCAGGAGGCUCGGGGGAAGCUGGAGAGGCAGAGGAUCACCGACCAGGCCGAGGCUGAGAGAGCCAGGAAGGAGCUGCUAGAACUGGAGGCCCUCAGUGCUGCAGUGGAGAGCACAGGAGCUGCGAAGGCUGAGGCUCAGUCACGGGCAGAGGCGGCUCGAAUUCAGGGCGAAGCGGCGGUCAACGAGGCCAAACUGAAAGCUGAGGCUCAGAGGAUCGAGGCGGAGGCAGAGCUUCAGCGGCUGUCGAAGGCUCGUGAGCAGGAACUGGGCUACAAGAAGGAGAUGGACCGUCUGGAGGUGGAGAAGCAGGAGCGUCUGGCUCAGAUCGAGAGUCAACGCUUCAGUCAGCUGGUGGAGAGUUUGGGCAGCGACACACUGAAGGAGAUGGCCAGAGCUGGGCCUGAGCUGCAGGUUAAAAUGCUGCAGGCUCUGGGGCUGAAGUCCACCCUCAUCACAGAUGGAUCAUCACCCAUCAACCUGUUCACUACAGCCAACGGCCUGCUGGGGGCACUGCCGGGCCAGGGCCAGGGCCAGGGCCAGGGCCAAUGAGAAAGGGGAGUAAGAGUAGGAAGAGGAACAGAAGGGAAAAAAUGUCCAAAAGUAAACCUCAACAGAUGAUCAGUUCAAGAUCACUUAUCACCACUUUUUCGGAUCAAAUCUUUAAAAUUACUGUUUUCAUGCUGAGAAUGGCACAAACCCAAGAAUUUACUUCUCUACUUCAAAAAACAAACAGCUGAAGACACAAAAUUAAAGCUGCUUUUUACAAUUCACAAUUUUUUUUAAGGAAAAGUA